AUGCUUGCAUGUGUUGUUGCUAUGGCUGUGUACAUGGAAAAUCUGCGGAUCUCUUUGCCAUAUUAUUCGAUCGAGAAGAAGCGCUUUUACACAACAAAAGUUCGACUUUUUGGGCAAUUUCCGUAUCUGCUAAGUAUUCUACUGGUAUGGUUCGUAUGCUAUUUGAUGACAAUAACGGGUUUUGAACCAGAAGGUGGCCAAGCCAGGACAGACAAAAACGUCUCCAUGACAGUACUAAGAGAAUCUCCAUGGUUUCAAGUGCCGUAUCCUGGGCGAUUUGGAUUGCCAAGAUGGAGUAUAGGACUCUGUAUGGCCUACUUAGCUUCUUGCUUAUCUAGUGUGAUUGAGAACAUUGGCUCGUAUGAUUUAUUGGCAAGAGUUUCGGAGCAACGACCACCACCCAAAAAUGCUGUCAACCGAGCGAUAAUGGUCGAAGGUAUCUAGAG
This is a messenger RNA of Cylicostephanus goldi, 446 nucleotides long. Lineage: Eukaryota; Metazoa; Nematoda; Chromadorea; Rhabditida; Strongylidae. The record is from the annotation of a GenBank genome assembly.